GUGAGCGACAUAUCGAAUCAACACAAGUCACGUACACCAUCUCCUCUCCUACACAAAAGUGUUUUCUAUUCAUUUCAAAAAUCCCCCAGGAGGACUCUUCAUCGCCGAAAGUCUGCAGGCCAUUUCAAGUGCGACCAAGGAAAACCCUUAUCCUCAAGUGUCCAUCUCAAACCUAAUUCUCAAUCAAAUCUAUUGUUUUAUCGCUUCCGCUUUAAUCCAUCAUGAAGAUCACCGAGAAGCUGCAGAAGGCUGAAAAGGAAGGUCGACCCUUCUGGAGCUUUGAAUUCUUCCCUCCCCGAACCGCUCAGGGUUUGCAAAACCUCUAUGACAGGAUCGAGCGUAUGAGGGACCUUGGUCCUGAGUUUAUUGACAUCACUUGGGGCGCCGGUGGAAAGAACGCCGAUCUUACCAACUCUCUUGUCCAGGUCUGCCAGGCAACCAUUGGCAUCGAAACUUGCAUGCACCUUUGCUGUACCGAGAUGCCCAAGGAAAAGGUCGAAUGGGCUCUCAGGGAAGCUAAAUCUCAUGGGUGUCAGAACAUCCUUGCCCUCCGUGGCGACCCUGUGGCCGGCACAUCUACGUGGGAGCCUACUCCUGGUGGAUUCAUGAACGCCGUCGACCUCGUCCGAUACAUUCAUGAGCAUUACCCCGGAGAUUUCUGCGUUGCCGUUGCCGGAUUUCCUCAAGGGCAUCCAGAGACUCCCGACACUCCCGAGGGCAGGGCGCAGGAGAUGGAGUGGCUGAAAGCAAAGGUUGAUGCAGGAGCCGAAUUUAUCUUUACUCAGAUGUUCUACGAUACUUCAAUCUUCUUUGACUGGGUUAAGCGCGUGAGGGAGGCUGGCAUCAAUGUUCCCAUCAUUCCUGGUAUCAUGCCUAUUCAGAACUGGGAAAAGUUUGAGAAAUGGGUUCAAAGGGAGAAUAUUAUUGUGCCUUCUCAUUUCUAUGAGGCUCUUAACCCUGUUCGGGGAGACGAUGAAAAGGUGCGACAGGUUGGAACGAAGCUGGUUGCCGAUAUGUGUAAGACAAUCUUGGAUAACAAGGAGGCUGGUAUCAAGGGUUUGCACAUCUACACAUUGAACUUGGAAAAGGGAGCGAGAAUGUUGUUGCGAGAACUUGGAUUCGAGGGAAGGAGAGAACAAAUAGCGCCAUUGCCAUGGAGGCCAAGUUUGACUCCUAGCCGAAGAGAGGAGACCAUCAGGCCAAUCUUCUGGGCCAAUCGGACCCGCUCUUACCUUUCCAGGACCGCUGAUUGGGACGAGUUCCCUAACGGACGAUGGGGUGAUUCGCGAAGUCCUGCAUACGGUGAUCUCGACGGUUACCCUGUAUCCAUCGGUAUCACUGCUCCUGACGCGUACAACCUUUGGGGCCACCCAACCACGUCCUCCGACCUCCACGCCCUAUUUGCUCGUUUCUGCCGUGGCGACUUGGCCAAACUUCCCUGGUCCACCCAACCUCCUGCUUCCGAGACGUCUCUCAUCAUUGAACAGCUUGCCAAGAUGAAUGAGCUCGGAUACCUCACCAUCAACUCUCAACCAGCAGUGGAUGGUGUGAGGAGCGACGACAAGGUGCACGGUUGGGGUCCACCUGGCGGCUAUGUCUAUCAGAAGGCUUAUCUCGAGUUCUUUGUCUCUCCCGACCUGCUUUCUCCUUUGAUUAGGAGAAUUGAGAAGGACCCUAGGAUCACUUACUAUGCUGUCAACAAACAGGGUGAUCUGAGGACCAACACUCACAGCGAGAGCCCCAACGCUGUCACUUGGGGUGUCUUCCCCGGCAAGGAAAUUGUUCAACCCACCAUCGUGGAGGCGGUCUCUUUCAUCGCCUGGAAAGAUGAAGCCUUCGAACUCGGUCUGCAGUGGGCUCAUCUUUACCCCGCCGAAUCUCCUUCUCGUAAACUCAUCACCGACACCAUGAACACUUCCUAUCUCGUCAACAUCGUCGCCAAUGACUUCCGAGAUGGCAUGUCGAUCUUCGAGCCGUUCUUGCUUGAUCAGACAACUGUCAGGAAAGUCGUGGAGGGCGUGAAGGGUACUGUUGAGGGGAUCGUUGAGGGUGUGAAGGGUGUGGUCGGCGCUUAGAUCUUUGAAGAGCUACUAGAUGGGAGAGAUCGAUGAAUGUGAAAGACGGAAAAGCUGUCCUCAACGGACGAGCAAGAAGGGUUCACGUUCAACUCGUGCCCUUCGAUUCUCAAAAACAAAUUUCUGUUCAAUAUACCAAGGUUCAAUAUAGUACAUCAACUCUUUUUGGCCCCUUCCUUUCUCUUUUUGGCAUUUCAACAAUUCAACCUAUUGUAUCUCCCUAGAUCUCCGUACAGUUGUAACCCAUAGAUUAUCUAGAGGAGAGCGUUCAACACCGCCUUAUCAUCUUUUGUCAAUGCAUAUGUUU
Cryptococcus deneoformans JEC21 is the source of this 2382-nucleotide messenger RNA. Its product is annotated as methylenetetrahydrofolate reductase (NADPH), putative. Gene Ontology annotation, cellular component: cytosol. Lineage: Eukaryota; Fungi; Basidiomycota; Tremellomycetes; Tremellales; Cryptococcaceae. Bases 222 to 2075 code for a protein of 617 amino acids. Gene Ontology annotation, biological process: tetrahydrofolate interconversion. The transcript has 9 exons. Gene Ontology annotation, molecular function: FAD binding; methylenetetrahydrofolate reductase [NAD(P)H] activity. The record is from RefSeq and is a predicted model, not a curated record.